GGUAGGACCACUUAUCGAUAGCCAGGUGCGUCAUAGGCUCUCCAAUAAGGCAACGGCCCUUUGCAAAUUCCGGGGUAAAUAGUGCUCGGGCGAUGCGCUAGCGCUAACUGGACCCGGCGUGCCAGAGCUCUAGUGACCCCUGGUGCUGUUCUUCAAGCCGAGAUCUCAUGUGAGCGAGCAUGUGCCGUUGGUUUCUUGAAUCUCGAGCUGUCCAGUCACUACAACACCACCAACAACAACAAUACCCUCACCACCUCUCUUGUCCUAUAAUAUGUUCUCCUUCAAUUGAAGAAUCAAUCAUCUUCCAAUGAUAUCGGUACAAGCUCUCCUAUCCAUCCCUAUCUUCCCGUUUUGCGCGCCGACCGAAAGCGACCUGUCCUCCCUCCCCCAAUACCCAGAAUAGCCGAGGCACGAUGACGUCCGCCAUACACAGCAUGAAGGCCGCCAUCGAGCGCGUGCUUCGCGACCCAGCGAACCAUGACCUCCUCGCCGUGGUAAAGGGUGCGCGCAACGGCGCAGUCUACGGCGCCAAGGUGCGCUUCCCGCACGCCCUCGUCAUGGUCUUCCUGUUCCGCUCGGGCACCUUCCGCGACAAGGUCGACCUCGUCUUCCGCGCCACGCGAACCCACGCCCGCAACCUCGCCAAGUUCGCCACCAUUUACAAGCUCAUGUGCUAUGCGCUCAAGCACUACGGUCCCACGCCGGGGAAGGAGGGUCCAUACGACACGCUCCUCGCCGGUCUAGUAGGCGGCUACUUCGUCUUCGGCCGGCGCUCGCGGUCCGGCAAGAUCUCGAGCGUGAACCAGCAGAUCGUCAUAUACGUCUUCGCGCGCGUGGUGCUCGCCCUAGCGCGGCUAGCCGUGAAGCCAGGCCGUGGCCUCCCCGUGGUAUCGCAAGAGGGCCCCUCGGCCCUUAUCAAUCACUACGCGUGGCCCGUCUUCGCCGCCGUCUCCUGGGGCAUGGUCAUGCACCUGUUCCGGCACAACCCCGACGACCUACAGCCCAGCCUGCGCUCUAGCAUGAACUACAUCUACGUGCAGUCCAACGAGUGGGAUGGCCUGAGGAAUUUCCUUUGGCAUAAUAAAUAGAACGGGGACAGGAAAAGUGUGGGAAUGACUUGAGUCAGGUUUCUAUUUUUACAGCGAAGAAUAAAGGGGUGAAAUGUUUUGAUACGAGUGGCUCGUUACCUUCAUCACAUGGCGUUCUGUUGUUGCUUUCUGGGUUCCUCCGGGCUAUCUCUUUUAGUAUACUAAGCUCGAGCUGGGAACCACUUGCGCUGGUGACGCAGCUAGCACAAGGCUUGCGUGCAUUUGUUACAUUUCACAUCCAAGAGGUAGAACAUUUUGUUCUUAUGUCCUAGAAAGGCUUCAUUUGCCAUAUAUAGGAGGUGCAUACACUACAAAGCUGGAUGGUUAUACGUAUUGAUGGAUGCGCUCCUGAAGUUUACUACUUGUGCGCUUGACUCUGGCUAUUUAUCUUAAAGUCUAUAAAUGCUUCCAGCCAUUCUCCCACAUAAUCUGCAUCUCAUUAAUGAGACAGGCCGCCCCAGGCUCAUGUCGUGGUGGUUGUCCAUGAGGUGUCUCGGCCUUCCACUGCUCUAGACGCUUUGUCACUA
Messenger RNA from Xylaria bambusicola, 1615 nucleotides. Its product is annotated as peroxisomal membrane protein 4. The coding region runs from base 414 to 1088 and encodes 224 amino acids. The transcript has 3 exons. Lineage: Eukaryota; Fungi; Ascomycota; Sordariomycetes; Xylariales; Xylariaceae. Gene Ontology annotation, cellular component: peroxisomal membrane. The record is from RefSeq and is a predicted model, not a curated record.